This is a messenger RNA of Melopsittacus undulatus (budgerigar), 4460 nucleotides long. Its product is annotated as ADAMTS-like protein 2. The record is from RefSeq and is a predicted model, not a curated record. Gene Ontology annotation, cellular component: extracellular matrix. Gene Ontology annotation, biological process: extracellular matrix organization; proteolysis. The coding region runs from base 136 to 3102 and encodes 988 amino acids. Lineage: Eukaryota; Metazoa; Chordata; Aves; Psittaciformes; Psittaculidae. Gene Ontology annotation, molecular function: metalloendopeptidase activity. The transcript is spliced from 18 exons.
UUGUAAAGUCAUUAACUCCCUCAGCCAUGCCGGCCCGAGCUCCGGCAGCGGCUGCUCCUGCCACCGCCGCUGGUGGGCCGCGCCGCCUCGCCGUCUCCUCCGCGGCGGCGGCAGCAGCGGCAGCAGCAUCGCGGAAUGGCCGCCGCUCCCCACCUCCUCCUCCUUCUCAGCGCCGCCGCCGCCCCCUUCGGCGCUAAGGACAGUAGUGAGGCAGCAGAUGGAGCUGGCUUCUGGGAUGAAGAAGUCACCAAGUGGUGGGGAGAGUGGAGCUCCUGGUCCACCUGCUCCCGGUCCUGCGGAGGAGGCGUGAUGUCCCGGGAGAGGCACUGCUUGCAACAGAGACUACAGAUACCCCAGGCAACAAACAGUACCAUAUGUGUUGGUCAAGCCAAGCACUACCAACUGUGUCAGCAGCAGCUCUGCCCAGCCAAUACAGCAAGCUUCAAACAGCAGCAGUGCUCCAGUUUCAAUGCCAAAGCCUUUGGGAAGCGUUACUACCACUGGAUGCCUCUCUAUCCAGAUGACUACACCAGUAUCUCCAAUAAGCCAUGUGACCUCCAGUGCACUACCCAAAGUGGAGAGAGGCAGCUGAUGGUCCAGGCACAGGAUGGUACCUCCUGCAAGGACAGGACCUAUCAAGGGGUCUGCAUCAAUGGGAAAUGUGAGCCAGUUGGGUGUGAUGGGAGCCUGUACUCACCCCGGACGAUGGACAGAUGCAGGGUGUGUGGAGGGGACGGCAGCACUUGCCAUCGUGUCUCGGGCAGCUUCCGAAAGGCAAUCUCACAGAUAGGUUAUGUGUUCAUCACCAACAUUCCAGCUGGUGCCACAGACAUCCUUAUCAUUGAGCGCAGGAAAACAGAAAAUAUCCUAGCACUUGCAGAUGAAUCUGGACAUUUCUUCUUCAAUGGUAACUCUGCCAUUGACAACCCUCAGAACUUCAGGGUAGCUGGCACAGUCUUCAAGUACCGGCGGCCCUUGAGCAUGAACUCAGAUGGACUGGAGUAUAUCAUAGCUCAUGGACCCACUAACCAGUCUCUGAAUGCCAUGUACUACAACUUCAAUGGGAAAAUGCCACACAUAACUUAUGACUACACUGUACCACGGAUACUGCCUCUCCAAACUGCAGCCCCUGAUAUAGACAGACCUCUCUAUCACCACCUACCAGAGACCAGCCAGAACUAUCCCAUUCCAGCUAACUCCAGAGCUGCCCAGGACUUCAACACCACAUGGCUCACUCUGUCGCCAGAUACCAGUGAACAGCUUCCUCUAAGAGAAGGGCAUGAAGAUUUAGGCUUGGGUCACCCACACUUCUUCCAGAGCAACUCCACCAGUCAGGCUCAGGACUGGGGCUGGGAACAAGGUGAAGAGAAGAAGUAUGACUUCCAGAUAAGACAGAUCUAUCCCACAAACACAGCAGGAGAGGAGGAGGAAGCAGCAGCAGUUGGUGGAGAAACAGAGUUGGCUCUUAGGUUCAAUCAGAUUUCCAUCAGCACAGCUGUGCCCUACAGCAUGAGGAGAUCUGAGCUCUCAGAGAACAGCCACAUAGCAUCCUCCAGGCUUCAUCUCUUCAGGCGCCUGUGUCACCGAGACCCACACAACACUGCCUUCUGUAGGGAGUUGCAGCACCUGGCUGCCCGGCUGGCCUCAAGGAACUCCACAGUAGGACUAUGGACUGAGACAGCUGCUCGGUGGCCACAGGGCCUCCACAAAGUUCCGGCCCAUAAGAACUCACUGGAAGACUUGAAGGUGGAUGCACUUGCUGGGAGUCAGGGGGAAGCAGCCAACUACAGCAUGAUGGCAUCUGUGGAGAGCCCUCUGCUAGGUGCCAGCCCAACCAUGGACAUCAGCCAAGCAGAGCCCUUGCAAGCUCCUGGCACUGAAAGCAAUGAGUUUGAUGUGAGCCCUGUGAGCCAUGAUGACAUAAGCUUGGCUGACAUGUAUCGGUGGAAGGUCUCAGCUUAUGCCCCCUGCAGCUCCACAUGCACUUCAGCAGGUAUCAGUACCUCUUACGCGAUAUGUGUCCGGUAUGAUGGAGUGGAAGUGGAUGAAACAUACUGUGAUGCCCUAACACGACCAGAACCUACUCAUGAAUUUUGCACAGGGAGAGAUUGCCAGCCUAGGUGGGAGACCAGCCGGUGGAGCGAGUGCUCCAGAACCUGCAGUGAGGGCUAUCAAUACCGCACUGUGCGCUGCUGGAAGAUGUUGGCUCCAGGCUUCGACAGCUCUGUUUAUGAUGACCUCUGUGAGUCAGCUGGGCUGGCCAGGCCCAUGGAGAGGAAAGCCUGCAAGAACAAGGCCUGUGGGCCUCAGUGGGAGCUCUCUGAGUGGUCUGAGUGUUCAGCCCGGUGUGGCACUCAGGGGAUGAUGAAACGGGAGGUGCGCUGCUCAGUGGAAGCACCCCUCUGUGAUGAGUCCCAGAAGCCCAGCAGCGAGAAGGCUUGCACAGGCCCACCCUGCGACCGCCACUGGACUGCAUCGGAUUGGGGCCCGUGCUCAGGUUCGUGUGGUGAGGGACGCAUGAGCCGCUUCAUCGCAUGUCGUAACCUGGAGGGCAAAGUGAUCUCCAACUCACAGUGUGACCCAGUCACGAAGCCCCUGGCUGUCCAUCCAUGUGGAGACAAGAACUGCCCUGCACAUUGGGUGGAGCAGGAGUGGGACCAGUGUGAUGCCAGCUGUGGGCGAGGGAUGAAGACCCGAGUUGUCUUGUGUGCGGGCCUGGAGAAUGGAGUGUACAGGGAGUACCCUGAGAAGCACUGUGAAGCUUCUCAGAAACCAGAGGAACAAGCUACCUGUUUCAGGAGGCCAUGUGCUACAUGGUUCACUACUUCAUGGUCUCAGUGCAGCAAGACAUGUGGUGCUGGUGUGCGACUGCGUGAGGUAAAGUGUUACCAAGGGGAAGCAUUGGCUCAGGGCUGUGACCCUACUUCCAAACCAGAAGCUAGGCAGACAUGCCAUCUCCAGCCGUGCCCCACAGAGGCACCAGAAGAGGACUGUGAAGAUAAAGUGACAGCCAACUGUGUGCUGGUGCUGAAGGUGAAGCUGUGCUCUCACUGGUACUACAGGAAGGCUUGCUGCUGGUCAUGUCGGCUCAGAUCACCCUGACUGCUGCCAGGUCAUACUUCCCUUCCAUGUUAAGGGGCAAGAGCUCUCUCGAGCCAGACUUUACCACUUGAAGCCACACCACUCGGCUUGGCUGUGGAGCCAGUCCCUGUAGACCAGCCUGCUCACCGAGGAAGAAUUCCUAGGAGUUAGUCAUCACUGUUCCCUCUCCACCAAGAGGAUUUUACACAAGAUAGCUCAUCAGUUCCUCAAAAGUUACUGAGAAGCGAGUUGUCAAAGCCUGUCCCUGCUGUCAUCAUCUCUGAAGAGCUCUAGCUGGAGGCAGUGGGGGGCAGAGACCAGCCUGCAACAGGGCACAGACAACAGCAGCCAUCUCUCUGGUCUGCCCUGCAGAUUUUUAUACUAGAAGGACAAUUUCCAAAACACACUGAAAAAUUCUGUGUCACAAUAAAGAGCUAAACUAUAAAACUGUGGGUUUGGGAUGCCUGCACCUAGACCAGAGGCAAGAGAGGAGAGGGGCCACAAGGAACCAAAGUAGGAGCAGGAAGGGUGGAGAGGAAAAAUUCUUGCAUCAGUAUAGCUUCCAGGCAACACCAGGUAACCCCAUUUUGUGUUGCCUGCCAAAGAAUAGAAACCGCUCCUGUUUGUAUUUCAAAGUCCUCAUUUAUUUCUGACAUUUAAUUUGGACCCAUAGCUGAGCAACAAAGACACAGAAUAAUACCAGGAGGAAUCUGAAGUUGAAAAAAUCUGGGAUCCCUGCCUCUACCCCAUCCUGUUCCUCCACCAUCCCCAAAACCUUCGAACCCACAGCUGCAUUUCCUGUGUUUCCAGCCCUUUCAGACUCACCUGUUUCCCUGUAGCUGUGCCAGACCCAGGGUGUUGUGUUGCCUGUGAGGCUGACCCUCUUCUUGGCCAUCCAGCUAUUCUGGAACUGCCCUGCCAGCCUUGGCACCUCGUUAGCCAGUGAUGGGUCACGCUCAAUGUGCAUGUGAGGAUGAUGCAGUUGUCUUCACCAGAAGGGUGACCCACAGAAGCAAAAGCCCCUGUGUUAUUCCCACCCUCCAGAGGUCACGGCCCAGCACAUGCUGUCGUUGCGGUGGGAAGCCUUGCUGCAUGCCAAGAGGUAGAAUUGGAUGCUGGGAGCUGCUGUGCCUAUGAGCUGGCUCUCUGUGUCCUUUGAGGCAGUGGCAUUUCAGGGCCGUCUGGUGGAGCUGUGCAGGUGGCAGCCCGCAGAUCACGCUGGGACACACUAACUUCUUGUGGCUUCCAGCAGGAUGAGACCUAGUUGAGCAGAUGCUCUAGUGGAAAAGGAUGGGAUUUACCAACUUAGUCAAGAUAUUUUUUGCAGUUACAGACUUUGUUUUCAGGGAGGAAUACCAGCUGGAUGGGAAGCAUGAACU